Adineta ricciae is the source of this 654-nucleotide messenger RNA. NCBI's taxonomy places the organism in Eukaryota, Metazoa, Rotifera, Eurotatoria, Adinetida, Adinetidae. The record is from the annotation of a GenBank genome assembly.
AUGCCACUUUCGGAAUACAAAUUGUGUGUUUUCGGAUCAGGUGGUGUAGGAAAAUCAUGUUUGACAAUGCAAUUUGUUCAACGUAUUUUCAUGCCAAGAUAUGAUCCAACAAUCGAAGAUGUUUAUAAAAAGACCGUAGAAAUCGAUGGGCAACAAUAUUCACUGGAAAUUCUCGAUACAGCCGGCACGGAAGAAUUCUCUGCAAUGCGAGAUCUGUACGUGAAAAAUAGUCAUGGAUUUAUUCUAGUCUAUUCGAUCACAUCACAAGCAACAUUCAACGAUUUGACUGACUUCUACGAACGAAUCAUUCGCAUUAAGGAUACUGAAAUUAAUGGCACGCCACCAAUGGUCUUAGUUGCCAACAAAAGUGAUCUAGAAGAUGAACGUGCUGUCGGACGUCAAGCAGGACAGGAAUUAGCAAGGCGAUGGAAAUGCACUUUUCUUGAAACUUCAGCCAAGAAUCUUCUUAAUGUUAAUGAAAUAUUCUUUGAUCUCGUUCGACAGAUCAAUCGAGCAGUUGUGCGACAUGGCGGUCGUUUUGACAACGAUCCGCGAAGCUCGACUCGACCACCGAUGACAAAGUCUCAGCCAGUCAAUGCUCAGACAUCGAAAAAGAAAUCUCGUCAUCAAAAAGACAAAUGUGUUCUACUUUAA